ACUUUGACUUAUCGGCUUUAGUUUUGAGCAAAUUGGCAGUUAGUUGUUACUCUUGGCUCAGAAAAUAUGGCUUAAUUCGGAAAUAUGACAAAAACCCACGGACUUUUACUUUGACAGGUUUUUAUUAUGAUCUGGUCGAAGUUGUUGUUCACUCCAGAACUUAGGUUGUUUUUAUUUUACAUGAAUACCGGGCAACAAAGCUAGUUAGCCUCCUGCUACUUGUUGUUGUUGUCAUGGAUGCUGAUUUCCUGCUCGCCAUUCAGCUUCAGGAACAGUUCGACACGGAAUACCAGACUUCCCAGAUCCCACCGGACUGUUUUCUGGAUAAUGACUUCGGACAUAGCAGUAAGAAACAGAAAGUUGAGCCACAUGGAGGCGGCAGCGGCGAUGUUACCCGCUGGAAUCCGCCGACCGCUCAGCCCGAGAGGCCGCUUAGCAUCGUAGACGAGUCCUGGGAGACGCUGGACCCCAACCCGGACUUGAGAUCCAUGUUUCUGGAGUUCAACGACAUGUUCUUCUGGGGGAAACUCAACGGAGUGGAGGUCAAGUGGAGCCCCAGAAUGACUCUGUGUGCCGGUGUGUGUUCUUAUGAAGGCCGAGGCGGACUCUGUUCGAUCCGGCUCAGCGAGCCUCUGCUGAAGCUGAGGCCCAGAAAAGAUCUGGUUGAGACUCUCCUCCAUGAAAUGAUUCACGCGCUCCUGUUUGUGACCCAGAACGAUCGAGACAGAGACGGACACGGACCCGAGUUCUGCAAACACAUGAACAGGAUCAACAAAGCCAGUGGGACCAAAAUCACUAUCUACCACAGCUUCCAUGAUGAAGUUGAUGUCUACCGGCAGCACUGGUGGCGAUGCAAUGGGCCCUGCCAGAACCGCAAGCCUUACUUUGGGUAUGUGAAGAGGGCCAUGAACCGGGCCCCGUCCUCUCUGGACCCCUGGUGGGAGGACCACCGGAGGUCAUGCGGUGGAACUUACAUUAAGGUCAAAGAACCUGAAGGAUACGGGAAAAAAAACAAGAAGACCUCAGAGAAGAAGACGGCAGGAAAUGGGAAACUUUCAGAAACAGUCAAAGCUUCUGGAUCUCAGGACAUCAGGAACGUCAUCCCUUUCAGUGGGAGAGGCUUCCUGCUGGGAGGGAAGUCCCAAAUCUCCUCCUCUUCCUCUCCAUCAGUGCCUUCUUCGUCCAGCUCCAUCUCCUCUCCAGUUCGCUUUGGCUUAUCGGAUCAAACCAACUCCAUCUCAAACGCCCGACCCUCUUUCGGAGUAAAACCUCCUGCGAAGAGAUCCGUCGGAAACACCAGAGUUUUCACCAACGUUAACGGCUCACCGGUUAAAGUUCCCAAAUCUCAGGGAGAGAGGAUGAAACAAGCUUCCAUUCAGGAUCUGUUCAACAGCGCCACCAUCAGGAACUCAGGAGAAACCACAGAGACUUCCCCGUCCUCUACAUCCAACUCCAGUUUGCAGCUUUCACCUCUAAAGCCAGCAGCACCUGAAGGCGGCGCUGCAACGCCGGCUCAGUCCAAGUAUUUCAGCGACUCUGGCGUUCAAAAUGGAGGUCAGUCGUCAAGGAAACGGUUGCGGGACGACCGAAGCAGCUCAGCCAGGAUCUUUGAUUUCUUUGAGAAGACAUUGAGCAGCAGCUCAGCAGCAGCGAGGGAGCCAGGAAAGACGCAGACGGCGUCUGCCGCCACCUCAACAUCGCUUCACAGCGGGAGCUCCUCCUCUUCUUCAUCUUCCUCCUCUUCCUCCUCUUCGGUGAUGAUGGUCAGCUGUCCUGUCUGCCAGGCUAAAAUUCAGGAGCAAAAAAUUAACGAGCAUCUUGAUUCCUGCCUUUCUUGAAUGGCUUUUAAAUUAAAAACUCUGUCACAGAUUUUAGGAAUUUAUACUGAAGAGGAUACGGGCCAAAAAAAACAAAAAAAACAAUUUUGACUCUAAUAUUAAAUUGCCAGAAUUCUGUCUUUAUUCUCAGAAUUCUGUCUUUAUUCUCAGAAUUCUGUCUUUAUUCUCAAAAUUCUGAUAUUUUUUCUCUCAGAAUUUAGAUUUUGUUUUCAGAAUUUUCACUUUAAUAUUCUGAAAUCAAGUCAGAACUUUGAGAAAAUAGUCAGAAAUUGGAUUUUAAUCUCUGAAUUAUGACAUCUGUCUCAUGAAUCUGAUUUUAAUCUCACAAUUCAGACAAAUUUUUUUCACAAAAUUUUGACUUUAAUCUCAGAAUUUUUUUCCCAGAAGAUUUUGACUGCAACCUCAGAAUUUUGACUUUAAUGUUCUGAGAUCAAAAUUCUGAGAAAAAAAGUUGCAAUUCUUUUUUUUUUCUUUUUGUCUUGGUGGCCCUAAUCACCUUCCGUAGAUUUCAGUUUCUUGUUGCCUUUCACCUUUGAUACCUUUGGUUGUUUGUUGGUUCUCAUCUUCUCUCCUGUAGAAAUCAGUGAAGCUGAAUGUUUUAUGAUGCUUAUCAGUUCUGCAGAAUCGACUCAGGUCUGAGCUCUUCAGUUUUUCUGCCUUCACAAUUAGCAAAUAAUUGACGUUUUAAAGAUGGCCGCCGUGUGCAGACCACGGAAAGCUCCCCUGAGGAUUGUGGGGAUUUAUCUGCCCUUCACUUCCAAGCUGCGUCAGGAGAAUCAGGUUUCUCUGUCGUCGGCUCUUUAUUUUUGCACGUCUUCCUGUUUCCACUGCAGAGGGAAACGAUCGAUGAUGUUUAUCUCUGAUAUUUCUGCAGGAAAUUAACAGAACAGUUCAAUGCUUCACUUUGUAUUUAUAGUCGUUUCGUUUUUAUGUGUGUUUGAAAGACGGUUCUGAUGUAAAGUAUUCUAAGCUUUCCAUUGCCAAAUAAAUCAUUUUAUUGAUUAAACUAA
Molecule: messenger RNA, 2848 nt
Organism: Xiphophorus maculatus (southern platyfish)
Lineage: Eukaryota; Metazoa; Chordata; Actinopteri; Cyprinodontiformes; Poeciliidae
Gene: sprtn
Product: SprT-like N-terminal domain
Exons: 5
Coding region: 234-1838 (534 amino acids)
Biological process (GO): DNA repair
Cellular component (GO): nucleus
Molecular function (GO): polyubiquitin modification-dependent protein binding; single-stranded DNA binding; metalloendopeptidase activity
Source: RefSeq, a predicted model, not a curated record